UUAUUUAUCAGUUCACACUCUGCACAUUCAUUCUUCUGCCAAUAUUCUCCGGCGAAGCUUUUAACUAUCCGGCCAUCACCGACGACUCAUCGUAUUUCAACUCAGCAUAUUCUUCAUUGUAACCUCCUGCGAACAGCCUACAACUCAACCAGACUGGAAGUUUAGAACCCAAGAAGCAUAAAUAUAUCAUCAUGACUAGAUCCCAUUCACACAAAGGGAAAUCUGGAAUUACUAAUGACUUAAUGCAGCAUGAUUUCUUGGAGGGAACUUCAGCGCGGACGAGGCCAUAUAGUUUUGAUGAUAUAAUGCUUACUAGAAAAAACAGGGGUGACGCAAAUAAGCAAGUAGCAAGUGGCCCUGGGGUGGCUGAUAUUGCACACGACGAAAAGCCUCUCAAUUCUCCUGAAUGUCAUAGGCAAAUAAAUGAGGAUUAUGGGUCUAUGGAUAUAAGGCAUAACUCAAACGACCCUCAGAAGGUAAGUUCUCGGAGAAAAGGGGAUAUUAAUGCUUCUAAAAAGCACGAAAAGUUAAUCCAGGAUAAAGAUAAGGGAUCGCGGAAUCCUGGUGUCAAAUUGAAGAGUGUAGUGGCAAAGAAUGUAAGCAGCAAUAGAUUGACAGAAGGUAAAGAUGAGAGACAUCAUCAAAGCAACAGAAACAAAGAUGGUCCUUUGAGUGAUGAUUCUGAUAAUGGAUCUGAUAAGAGACCAGCCAGAGAUUCUGCUAAAAAGGAUGGCGUUUAUGAGAGAAGCAGAGAAAAAUCCAAAACAGAUAGAAAACAACUUCAUAAUGAGGACAAACAGGUUUCCAGGAAGAGGAAAACUGAUGGGCGGAUGAGCAGUGAUUCUGAGAAUGAGUACAAGAGAAGAAAUGCAAGAGUUGUGAUGCAUACAGAUAAAUUAACUGAUCGGGGUAGAGACAAACCCGAAAAAGAAAAUAGACACAAACAUCAUAAUGAAGAAGAUAAAACUAGAGGCAGGCGUACUGGUAAAAAACAUGAUUCAGACAAAAAAGAACAGGAAUCUGCACGAGGCUAUCUUGAAGAAUCCAGGUCAAAGAGGAGGAGAUCACGAAGCAGAGAGCACGCAAAAGAGAGAGGUAAAAGGUCUCUUUCAAACUCACCAAAGGCCCAUAAGCCAACAACUAAAGACAAAAGGGAGCAUGGAGAACUAUUAUCACAUUCUAUGAAAGACAGAGCAGGAAGAGAACAUUCUGAUGUUGACAAGAAGAGGAUUUCAAGUAAUGGAUCUAGUCAGUACAGGCGAAAUACCGGCUCUUCAAGUGGUCUUGGGGGCUAUUCACCUCGAAAGAGGAAAACUGAUGCUGCUGCUAAAACUCCUUCCCCAACGCGUCGUUCUCCAGAGAGGAGAACAGCUGGAUGGGAUUUACAGCCUGUUGAAAAAGAGAGCACCAGUGUUGGUCCAACUCUUUCAAAUGUGCCUGCUACAAGCCAAAGUUUGUCGGUGAACAUAAAGGAGUUCCCUAGUGGGGCUCCAUUGACCCCUACUGUGGUGAAGCCUUCUGCAAUUUCUCAUCAUACCUUAUCUUCACAGAUGCAUGCCAUUGAGUCCAUUCAGCUUACUCAAGCAACACGACCUAUGAGGAGGCUUUAUGUUGAAAACUUGCCUGCCUCAGCCUCUGAGAAAGAUUUAAUAGAACGUAUUAAUAACUUUUUGCUGUCUUCUGGUGUUAACUACAUUCAUGGAACCCAACCCUGUAUCAGCUGUAUAAUACACAAGGAGAAGGGCCAAGCACUUUUGGAAUUUUUGACCCCUGAGGAUGCUUCUGCUGCCCUUUCUUUUGAUGGAAUAUCCUUUUCUGGGUCCAACCUUAAACUCAGGCGCCCUAAGGACUAUUCUAAUGUAACUACUGGUCUUCCUGACAAAUCGGUGGUUGCUGUUGAUUCAAUUAGUGGCAAUGUAGUGGAUUCGCCCCACAAGAUCUUCAUUGCCGGAAUUUCAAAACAUAUAUCUUCUAAAAUGCUUAUGGAGAUUGCUAGAGCCUUUGGUCCUGUGAAGGCAUUCCACAUUGAAUUUAUUGCUGAUAUUAAUGAACCAUGUGCUUUUCUUGAGUAUGCUGACCACUCAGUUACUUCAAAGGCGUGUGCUGGACUCAAUGGUAUGAGGUUGGGCGGAAAAAUUGUAACUGCUGUAUUUGCUACUCCAGAGGCUGAAGUGGAACAUGUUGGGAAACUGCCAUUUUAUGGAAUUCCUGAGCAUGCGAAGCCACUGCUUGAGAAGCCCACAGCUGUGUUAAAGCUAAAGAAUGUGUUGGAUAUGGAAGCACUCUUGUCAUUUUCUGAAUCAGAACUGGAAGAGAUAUUGGAAGAUAUAAGGCUGGAGUGUUCCAGGUUUGGUACGGUGAAAUCUGUUAAUGUUGCGAAGCCAUCAAACGCUUUUGGCAACAUAGAAGCAUAUGAAGUAAAGAACAAAAAUGCUUCUACUGAUGGCCGCCACUUGGAAUCUGAGAAUAAGAACUAUAUGACAGAACGAUUAGGUGAAAGCAUCAAUGAUCUUGAAGAACAUGACAGAUCGGAGCCUCUGGGAGUUCUGAAUGAAUUGGAGAGUAAUGAUCAAACUGUGGAAAGUACGAGUGGUGGUGAUAAUAGUGCUGGCAUAUCUAAGCUGCUUGGCAAGUCCGUGGAACCUGACGACAUUGUUGUUUCCAAGGUGGUUGUUGAAAGCUUAUCUGAUCAGACAGUUGUUGACAAACUUGUGAAAGAUGAAAUAUGUACACCACCGUCAAAUGAUGGAAAUAUUUCUGUCAAAGAGCCUUCCAGCCAGGAAAAUUCUGGUAGCUUCACUGGAGAAUCAGCAAACCUACAGAAUUCUUCAGUUAAUGAGUUGGAAAGCAAUGAUAAGGUUGCUGAUUCAAUUUCAGUAAGGAAGAUUGAGAUGGAAGACAAGCCAUUUGUUGAGGACGAGCCGAAACUUGAAGAAAAUAAUGCGAAGAAUGUUAGUUCUGUUGAAUUGGACACUAAUGAGAGAAAAGAGUUAAAUGGUCCUGAUGGAGACAAUAAAAAGGAUAUUUCAAUUGAUCUUAACAAUGUUUUUGAGGCUGGCUCCAUUUUUGUAGAAUAUAGGAGAGCUGAAGCUGCUUGUAUGGCAGCACAUUGUUUGCAUGGACGUCUAUUUGAUGGUCGAGUUGUGACAGUGGGAUAUGUUGGUCAUGAUCUUUAUCAGAAGAGGUUUCGCAGAUCAGAGAAAUGAGAAAUUGUUAAAUAAUAUGUUUCAGCAUUUACUAAUUGGCGAUGGCAGAGUGCAUACCGACUUAGUAGUAGACUUUUCAAUAGAUAAUGUGUUGUUUCAAGCUUGAAAGUUGAACCAUAUUUGGGCGUCUCAACACUUUGCCUGUGCUAGAGUAGUUUAGUAUGGUACGUGUAGAAACUCUUUUAUAGGUAGGAUUUUUUGUAAACCAAGUAUGAUGAGUUAAUUUGGUUAACCCGUACGCUUAAUUUUUAAUUUCAUUAGUGGUUUUUGACUAUUAGAGUUGUAGCAUCCGAACAAUGUAUUUUGUAAUUUCAUUUGUUCUAACACUUUCAAACAGUUUUACGUAUUUCUGAGUUA
This is a messenger RNA of Sesamum indicum (sesame), 3563 nucleotides long. Its product is annotated as RNA-binding (RRM/RBD/RNP motifs) family protein. NCBI's taxonomy places the organism in Eukaryota, Viridiplantae, Streptophyta, Magnoliopsida, Lamiales, Pedaliaceae. The record is from RefSeq and is a predicted model, not a curated record. Gene Ontology annotation, molecular function: RNA binding.